Ipomoea nil (Japanese morning glory) is the source of this 1341-nucleotide messenger RNA. RefSeq lists its product as uncharacterized. Lineage: Eukaryota; Viridiplantae; Streptophyta; Magnoliopsida; Solanales; Convolvulaceae. The record is from RefSeq and is a predicted model, not a curated record. The transcript has a single exon. Bases 1 to 1341 code for a protein of 446 amino acids.
AUGGAUGAACCCCUCCCCGCGAACUUUCGAUUCCCCGCCAUCCAAGCAUACUCGGGGACGACCGACCCGCGUGAGCACCUGAACAGGUACAGCGACGCUAUCAUGUGCCGGGGUUUCCUAUCGACCCUAGACGGCCACGCUCAGGAUUGGUGUGGGUCCCUGCCAGAGGGGUCCAUCUCGACCUUCGCCGUCCUCACCAGGCGUUUCAUGUCAUACUUCGCUGGCCACAUACGGAAAAAGAAGCAGUUCGCCGACCUAUGUUUUUUGAAACAGAGGGGUUUGGAGUCCUUGGCCGACUUCCUCAGCAAGUGGAAGAAGGAGUCGAUAGGGAUCUCCAACUUCGACGACAAGGCGGCAAUACCCAUCUUCAGAAGCAACCUCAGACCCGGCCCCUUCCAUCAGGACCUCAUCCGAUACACCCCCAAGACCUACACCGAGUUGAUGGACCGCGCAUCUAGGUUCGCGGACGCAGAGGUAGCCGAGAAGAAAAAGAAGGAAGAGGAAGAGGGGAAGGAUCGUAAGGGCAAGGAGCCUCGAGAAGAGCGCCAGGCACCAAGGCUGCCCCGGCGCGAGGCCCCUCAGGAAGACCGCCGGGCACCCAGGCCUCCCCGCCGUGAGUAUGCCGAGGGGCCCAGGUUGACCCCCACGCGUUUUCUCACCCCGCUGACGCAUCCAGUCAGCACAAUCCUGGAGCAUGCGGAAGGCCAGGGGAUCGUGGAAUACCCGGGAGAGUGCAUGAAGAUAUCCCCAAAGGUAGACCACAACAAGUACUGCAAAUUCCACCGGCAGUCAGGGCAUGACACGGACGAGUGCAUCCUCCUCAAGCGGCAGAUCGAGGAGCUCAUCCAGAGGGGCUAUUUGGGUCAGUUCGUGCAAUGGCCUGGACAGGGCCAAGGUCAACAUCAAUGCCGCGUGUGGAGGAAGGGAGGCAGCUCCGAGCCCUCCACCUCCGUACCGCGCAAAAGGGAGCUCGGCCAGCUCACCGACGAGGAAGAAAGAGAACUAGACAACCCCCACCCCCAGAAGAAACAGGCCAUCCAUGUGAUCUUUGGGGGGCCUGAGGGGGGGGGGGGGGACACGCCCGCAGAGAGGAAGAAAUGGGCACGGAGCCUCUAUGUGGGCGAGGUCGUACGACCCCCACACGAGAAGAGGCCCCGGAGGGAGCCCAUCACCUUCACCGACGACGACCUCCCAGACGGCCCCCUCCCUCACCGAGACGCCUUGGUGGUCAAGAUGGAGAUCAAUGAGGUGGUCGUACACAGAGUAUUGGUGGACACAGGCAGCUCGGUGAAUGUAAUGUACCACGACACAUUCACCCAGUUGGGGUUAUCAAGGAAGUAG